AUGAUUAAAUCCACCAAACAAGCACAAGACCCACCAAACAAGCACAAGACCCCACCAAACAAGCACAAGACCCCACCAAACAAGCACAAGACCCCACCAAACAAGCACAAGACCCCAUCAAACAAGCACAAGACCCCACCAAACAAGCACAAGACCCCACCAAACAAGCACAAGACCCCAUCAAACAAGCACAAGACCCCACCAAACAAGCACAAGACCCCACCAAACAAGCACAAGACCCCAUCAAACAAGCACAAGACCCCACCAAACAAGCACAAGACCCCACCAAACAAGCACAAGACCCCAUCAAACAAGCACAAGACCCCAUCAAACAAGCACAAGACCCACCAAACAAGCACAAGACCCCACCAAACAAGCACAAGACCCAUCAAACAAGCACAAGACCCACCAAACAAGCACAAGACCCCACCAAACAAGCACAAGACCCCACCAAACAAGCACAAGACCCACCAAACAAGCACAAGACCCCACCAAACAAGCACAAGACCCAUCAAACAAGCACAAGACCCACCAAACAAGCACAAGACCCCACCAAACAAGCACAAGACCCCAUCAAACAAGCACAAGACCCCAUCAAACAAGCACAAGACCCACCAAACAAGCACAAGACCCCACCAAACAAGCACAAGACCCAUCAAACAAGCACAAGACCCACCAAACAAGCACAAGACCCCACCAAACAAGCACAAGACCCAUCAAACAAGCACAAGACCCACCAAACAAGCACAAGACCCCAUCAAACAAGCACAAGACCCCAUCAAACAAGCACAAGACCCCAUCAAACAAGCACAAGACCCCAUCAAACAAGCACAAGACCCCAUCAAACAAGCACAAGACCCCACCAAACAAGCACAAGACCCCACCAAACAAGCACAAGACCCAUCAAACAAGCACAAGACCCCAUCAAACAAGCACAAGACCCCACCAAACAAGCACAAGACCCCAUCAAACAAGCACAAGACCCCACCAAACAACCCACAAGACCCACCAAACAACCCACAAGACCCCACCAAACAACCCACAAGACCCCACCAAACAACCCACAAGACCCCACCAAACAACCCACAAGACACCACCAAACAACCCACAAGACCCCACCAAACAACCCACAAGACCCCACCAAACAACCCACAAGACCCCACCAAACAAGCACAAGACCCCACCAAACAAGCACAAGACCCCACCAAACAAGCACAAGACCCCACCAAACAAGCACAAGACCCCACCAAACAAGCACAAGACCCCACCAAACAAGCACAAGACCCCACCAAACAAGCACAAGACCCCACCAAACAAGCACAAGACCCAUCAAACAAGCACAAGACCCCACCAAACAAGCACAAGACCCCACCAAACAAGCACAAGACCCCACCAAACAAGCACAAGACCCCACCAAACAAGCACAAGACCCCACCAAACAAGCACAAGACCCCACCAAACAAGCACAACCCAGCGGGCAAGCAGGUUAGCAAGCAGGCUAGCAAGCAGACUGGCAAGCAGGCUAGCAAGCAGACUAGCAAGCAGGGUAGCAAGCAGACUAGCAAGCAGGCUAUCAAGCAGGGUAGCAAGCAGGCUAGCAAGCAGACUAGCAAGCAGACUAGCAAGCAGGUUAGCAAGCAGACUAGCAAGCAGGCUAGCAAGCAGACUAGCAAGCAGAACUGGAAAGUUAUUUCUUCUCGCUGUUGA
Procambarus clarkii (red swamp crayfish) is the source of this 1707-nucleotide messenger RNA. The record is from RefSeq and is a predicted model, not a curated record. NCBI's taxonomy places the organism in Eukaryota, Metazoa, Arthropoda, Malacostraca, Decapoda, Cambaridae.